UCCCUCCCCUGGCCUCCAGGGCAUAUUGUCAGGUCGCCUCGAAACUGCUAGGCAAAGGUGUUCCAAGACGCUCUUAGAGAGGGAAGAAAGAGGCUUGAGAGUAAUUUUUUGUGACCGCCCUUGGCGGGCCCGGGCGGGGAACCCGCUCCCAGGGGGCCGCAGAUCGGGGAGGGGCCAGGCGGGGCUGUCACUCCUCCCCGGGUUGGGGCCGGCUCCGCUGGGAGUGGAGGCUCUUUAACCUCGCCGGAUUGCUCCUCAGCCAUGUCUAGGAUGUGGCUUCUCCUGCUUCUGAUGCUUACCUCUAUUGCUGGACCAUUGUCGAAAGGUGAUACAGCCCAAGUGACUGCUAUCGACUCUGAGGCAUUGAAAUUGAGUGAAAAUGUUAAUGGGAAGAAAUCUGAGUGCCAGGAGGGCCAGCAUGGUGAGGCCUGCUGUCAGUCAUGUCCUCCUGGCACGAGGAGAGCUACUGAUUGUGAUGCCGAACCAGCCAAGAGGAACAUAACAGACUGUGUGCCUUGCUCAGAAGGGAAGGACUACACAGACAAGCCACAUCGUAGUUCUAAAUGCCGAAGAUGUAAAAUUUGUGAUGAAGAACUGGGUCUAGAAGUGGAAAAAAAUUGCACCACGACCCAGGAUACCAAGUGCAGAUGUAAAUCAAACUUUUUUUGUAGUGUUCCUCCAUGUGAACACUGUGACCCUUGCAUUACGUGCGAACAUGGGAUCAUUGAGAAUUGCACACCAACUAACGACGCUAAAUGCAGAGAAGGAUCCGGAUCUAACUUAUACUGGUUGUUUUGCCUCCUGUUCCUGUUACUGAUUGCAGUAUUUUUACUAAAACGUUACGGGUUGAAAAGAAGGUGCAGGAAUGAAGAGGAUGAUUACCGUGUAUGUGGAGACUCAAAUACUGAAAUGGAGCAAAGGAAUCUCCCAGACAUUGACUUGAGUAAAUAUAUUAGUAGUAUUGCUGAACAAAUGGAACUGAAUCAAGUUAAAGAAUUUGCUCGGAAGAAUGGUAUCGAAGAAGCCAAAAUUGAUGAGAUUGAGAAUGACAAUCCCAACAACACUGCUGAGAAGAAAGUCCAGUUGCUCCGUUGUUGGUAUCAACGUCAUGGGAAGAAAGGUUUGUAGAGCUAAUAUAUUUACAAGUUUCAAGAUCUUGUGUGUGACUCUGCCUUCAAGGAUGUUUAAAUAAUCUGGUUGGGAAGACGGAAAUGGUUAAGAGUAAAUGCAGUGGCAUGUUAAGUACACAGAUAAGAGUGUAUUUAAAGGACAAAAGGUUGGGAUCAUGCUCUGUAGCUAGGAAUAUAAUUAGUGUAUUUGAAUACAAAUGUCUAUCCACAGGUUGACUGCAUUCCAAGAGUCAAUAGAAACUAACCUUUUGUUACAAUGUCACAAUCACUAGAAAGACUACUUUGUCUGCAAAUUACCUCCCCAACUCCCUGAAGAUUCUAGAGGUUUUACCAUAUUUGUAAACUUUGUUUGCAACUCUGAGAGGAGCAUAUUAACAAAAGCUCAUGUAUACAUCUGAAUGCAGAAUUUAAAGGUUCUACCUCAAAGAUCGUUGCCUAGAUUAUUGGCAUUUCAUUGUAAAAUAUUUCAAUUUUGAAUUCACACAGAAAAUGUCGACUAAAUUGAUGCAGGGUCAGUGAGCCGAGGAGUCAAAAGAAAGAUUUCUUAGACUCUCAAGAUCUGGCAGUAGUGCUCUUUUAUUUAGAGAAUAGUGUGGAAUAGCAUGGGGACAGGACC
Equus quagga is the source of this 1746-nucleotide messenger RNA. It is a transcript of the gene FAS, whose product is annotated as Fas cell surface death receptor. The transcript is spliced from 11 exons. Gene Ontology annotation, cellular component: CD95 death-inducing signaling complex; external side of plasma membrane; membrane raft. Gene Ontology annotation, molecular function: protein binding; tumor necrosis factor receptor activity. The coding region runs from base 262 to 1128 and encodes 288 amino acids. The record is from RefSeq and is a predicted model, not a curated record. Gene Ontology annotation, biological process: regulation of stress-activated MAPK cascade; negative regulation of apoptotic process; necroptotic signaling pathway. NCBI's taxonomy places the organism in Eukaryota, Metazoa, Chordata, Mammalia, Perissodactyla, Equidae.